AUGAUACGCAUUGGUCUACUCGUAAUAUUUCUCGUCACACAUGGCAAAGGACAAGAUUCAUGUGAAAUCCUCCCCAAACAACCAACUGUAAAGAUGGGAUCAGAUUUGGUGGUUUUAUUUCACGCUCCACCUAACGGUGAUUGCCGCAAACAGGUUACAUACAGUUCUAACAGAGUGUACUGGAGGUUUAACAAUAAAGCAAUUGAAAAAAGCUACUACAGGUACAAUUCCACUUUUGCUGCUGUGUCUAUUCAUAAUAUCACUCUAAAAGUAGGAACCAUUGAAUGCCUCAUAGAUGAUAUAGUCUUGGGUGGAACUAUCAUCAGAGCAUACUCCCCACCACAAAAUAUACACUGUGUAACACUCAAUGAAAGAGUAAAGAUGAGAGCAACAUGUUAUUGGGACCAUGACAGAAGCUCAGAAAACACUAAAUACACAGUUCAGCUCAAACAAGAGGGCAAACCAAUUUUAAAGUGCAUCUCUAGUGAGAGGGAUUGCCAGUUUACUGAGAGCAUCAGUAUGGCUGGCAUGAAUAUAACAGUGUGUGCAGAGAAUCCAAGGGGUGUGGUAUUGUGUGAGGAGGCCAUCUACAAUGACUUUUACUUGACGUUGAAGCCUAGCCACCUGCUGAAUGUUCAUGUAGAACCUCAAUCAAAUGGUAGUCUAAAGGUAUCGUGGCUACCUGGAACUGACACUGUGAAAAGUUGGAAACACAUCUGUGAAAUCCAGUCCAUCCAAGAAAGUUCUAAUGCCAAGACUGUGAAGAAAAUCGAGUGGAUACCAACCAAAGGGAUGAGCUCUUAUACUAUUGAUGGAGUGCAGCCAUGCUCCAAGUACACUGUGUCAUUGCGCUGUGCCCUCUCUGAGAAGUACCCCUGGAGUGACUGGAGUCAGCCAGCAACAGCGCUCUCGGAGCUUAAUGUGAACACCGUAUUGUUCCAGCUGUUAAGGACAAAAGAUGUUCCUCAAGGAAAUGGGAUGAGACAAAUGCACCUAAUGUGGAAGGGAGUUCCCCCUUCAUGCGGUUCCUUUGAGUAUCGGCUUUUUGUCCUCAGAAACUACACAAAUUCAACAUCAGAUAUGAAUGCAAAAUUUGAAAGGUUCACCUCAACCCAGAAUCAUACCAUUAUUACUGUAGAUAGGGAAGCACACACUCUCCUGGUUGCUGCCUACCACAAUAAUGUGAUGAAGGGAAAAAGCUCACUUCAAGUUCCUACCUCAGGAGAGGAUUUCGAUCUGCCACCGGUCAAUAACUUAACAGCUGUUGCCAACAGUGAUCAGAUUGAUGUCAGCUGGGUUGCACCUGCCCUUCCUGUUUCUAGCUAUAUGAUUGUUUGGAAUAGUACUCGACAUAAGCACCAAUGGCAACAAACCCAAGAAACUUGUAUCUCACUAACAGCUCAACCCAGCCAUUUAUACAAAAUAUCUGUGAGCCCGCUCUACGGUUAUGUACCAGGAUUGGAGAAAUCUGUGCUUAUGUACUCAAAAGAAGGAGAGCCUGCCAGUGUCUGGAAUGUCCACAUUGAUGAUAUCCGUGACAACAGAGCAAGAAUUAGGUGGCAGCUGGUGUCACCCAUCCAAUGCUGUGCCUUUGUUGUGAACUAUACAGUGUUCUACAAGGCAGAGUCAGGGCCAGAAUUGAAUAUGACAGUAGGUAGAAAUCAGAAUAAAGUCAUCCUAGAUCAGCUGCAACCUGGCACAAGAUAUGAUGUCUACAUAGAGGCCACCUCAUUCAGCAGUUCAUCUAAGAGCGAUCUCAUCUCAUUCCAAACAAAGCCACUGGGUGAACUUGCCUCCACCCUCAUAAUUUUAGGUGGAGUUGUUUCAGUGCCCAUAUUUGUCCUGAUUGGCAUAAUUUUGACGAGGAAAUUUUUGAGUAAGGUCAUCCCAGAUCCACGUUACAGCUCUGUGUCCAUGUGGUCCUCUCAGCAAUGCAGAAAAAUUCAGCACUUGCCUCAGACUGCAUCCUGCAUGAACACCUACUCAGAAGCCAUCCUGCCAUGUAGAAUAGAAACUAUAGAGAGAGACAUCUCCUCUGCAGAGUGGACAAGCACUGAAGCACUGCACAACUGUGAAGAGGACCAGAUUUCCACCUUCAGUCAUAUUGCCAGCAUCUCCAGUCUUGAAAAAGAAGACACCGUCCUGGUUAGCUCCCAGUCCAAAUGGGUGAUUCCUACUGAUUGUGUGCAAAACCCCUCACUGGAGCCAAGCCAUGACUUCCAUCUCCAACUGGACUGCACAGUCACCCCUUACUUGAACCAGACCCCUGUGGUCAGCCCUGUGGAAACACCUGAGAUGGUCCUGGGUGGUUCCCAGAAACUCUGCAUAUCUCAGGAGACUGAGGCUUUGUUAAAGUCAGACAAUAAUGGAGCUGAUGGCACCACAUACAUUAUGGUUGGAUAA
Messenger RNA from Chanos chanos (milkfish), 2403 nucleotides. Its product is annotated as interleukin-6 receptor subunit beta-like. The record is from RefSeq and is a predicted model, not a curated record. Gene Ontology annotation, molecular function: protein binding. Lineage: Eukaryota; Metazoa; Chordata; Actinopteri; Gonorynchiformes; Chanidae. The transcript has 15 exons. Bases 1 to 2403 code for a protein of 800 amino acids.